Messenger RNA from Paramecium octaurelia, 1116 nucleotides. Lineage: Eukaryota; Ciliophora; Oligohymenophorea; Peniculida; Parameciidae. The record is from the annotation of a GenBank genome assembly.
CGGAAAUGAAUUGGUUAAUCAUUCUAGGUUUAAUUUAUUUGUGCUAGGCUGAACAUUUUCUAUAUGAAUCUGAGACAGGAGUUACAAUUCAAAAUAUCGUUAAUAAAGAUAUUGAUAUUAAUAUCAAAUUCAAAAAACAAUUCUAAAGAACUCCCAAGAUUGCCUAUUCAAUUGGCUUAUUGGACAUGAGUGGUUCUUCCUUCAUGAGUGAAAUUUUGAAUGUUAAUUAAGAAGGUAUUUUCUAAAAUUAAAGGAGGUUUUACAAUUAGAGUUAGAGGGGAUCAUAUUGAUUAAAUCUCAUAUAAUUGGAUGGCCACUGAUAAUCCUUUAGUACACAUUGAAUAUGUUAAGUCAUAAGAAUCAGAAAUCUAACUGCCUCUUUUCAAUUAUGAUAGUGAUACAACUCCUUUAGUAAAUUCUUAUUUGGUUGGAGCAACAUUUGAAGAUAAGAAACAAUUCAAUCAAGAAAUAGUUGAAUUAAAUAAAGACAUUGUAAAGAUUGCAACAAAAGGUGCUAAGGAAUUCAAGCUUUGUCUGCUGAUAUCCAACUUUGAAAACAGUUUUAAGACUGAUGAUUUGGGAAUUAUUGCUGAUGCUGAUGAUCACACAUGGUUUUAGAGUUCUAAAGAUGCUUAAAAAAUUUUGGUUUCUUCAUAUGAAAUUCCUAAUGAUAUUGUAGAUUUCGUUUAAUUGAUGGGUAUUUCAGGAUUUACAUCAUUAAGUGAUCAUGUUAGAGUGGAAGUAAAUGAAGAAUAGGAAAAUGAUGAUAAUCACAUCAAAGUUGAAUUUGGAACUUGUAAUCUAUAUAUUUAAUAAAUUAGGGGAUGAAUCAACAAUUAAAUCACUUAGCUUUUAUGGGUUUUAUAUUGGCAAUUAGGAAGUUAAAUAUUACGAUUAAAAUUGUGCUUAUUUAUACAGCGAAUGCGAUUAUUAAGGAAAUGAGGUGAAGAUAUGUGACAAUAAAGCUAAGCUAGACUACAAUGGGUAAAUCAAAAGCAUUAGAUUACCAAAAGAUGCUGUAUUUACUCUUUAUGGAAAAGAAGAAUUUGAGGGAAAGAGGUUUAGAAUUGAAUCGAGCAAAUCAUGUAUGGAUGCAUUGUAUCUUGGAAAAUGAGC